AUGUCGACCGAGUCGCUUCCUCCUCCGCUCAAGAUCCCCGAAGUCAGCCGCUUCCUUAAUCGCGCGAACCAGCUUCGCACGGUCAAGCCCGCCAUCGCAUACUGGUGCGAAUACCACGCCGUCAACCAAAUUGUGACCAAGGGCCUUCACACCACCGACGACGACUGCUUCACAAUCACCAAAACCCUUCUGGAAAGACUGGAGGCUACCAAGGUGGAGCGCGCGGAUGAUGACGCCGUGGUAGACAAUACAGCUGGGCAGGCGUACGUCGAGCAAUUUGCCCAGGAAACAUUUGAGAGGGCCGAGCGCGCAAUGCGAGCCAACAAGGUUACAAGACAAACAGCAGAUACGUUCGAUGCGGCGGCAACUUUCUUCGACAUCACACACGAAUGGGGCACUCCCGAACCCGAAGUCCUGAAGAAAAUCAAGUUUGCCAAGUGGAAUGCUGCACGAAUCCUGAAAGCUAUUCGGGACGGCAGGAAUCCCAAUCAGUCGAAUCCCAAGGUUGAGGAGGAUGCAGGUUCGCUUGCCAGUGUCGCAGAUCCAGUAUUUCGGGAAAUCACCAGCCCUGUUGGAACACAAUCAGCCGUCACGACUACUGAAGGAGCUUCAGAUGCAGCAGAAUCUCGGGCCCCCCCUCCCGCGCAGGGAUACUUCCCGCCUGCUUCCGCCUCGGCCAACAUCUUCGCUGCUUCGCCCUUGAGCCAGGGUUUUGGUCCAUCAGCAUCAGGGGAAGCGCUGCCUCCUGCUCCAAUGUCGCCUGCAUCGUCUCCCGAUGUGCACAUUCCGCUGCAGUCGUCUACUCAGAUUGCUGAAAAGGUACCGCGCCAAGUUACGCCUCCGCCACCAGAACCAUCGUGGACAACUCCUGCUGCUGCGACAUCACAGCCUGCCCACAUACCUGAGAGGCAGGCGGCUUCACAGGUUCCGGCCUUGCCUGCGGAAUUCACACCGAGCCAUAAGAAUAUUGAACAGGCGCAAAAGCAUGCCAAGUGGGCUAUUUCGGCGUUAAACUUUGACGAUACUCCUACCGCUGUUCAGGAGCUGAGAAAUGCCUUGGCCAUGCUUGGUGCUCUAUGA
Ustilaginoidea virens is the source of this 1080-nucleotide messenger RNA. RefSeq lists its product as uncharacterized. Gene Ontology annotation, biological process: late endosome to vacuole transport via multivesicular body sorting pathway. Lineage: Eukaryota; Fungi; Ascomycota; Sordariomycetes; Hypocreales; Clavicipitaceae. Gene Ontology annotation, cellular component: multivesicular body. The transcript has 3 exons. The coding region runs from base 1 to 1080 and encodes 359 amino acids. The record is from RefSeq and is a predicted model, not a curated record.